Coniosporium apollinis CBS 100218 is the source of this 510-nucleotide messenger RNA. RefSeq lists its product as uncharacterized. The transcript has 2 exons. The record is from RefSeq and is a predicted model, not a curated record. The coding region runs from base 1 to 510 and encodes 169 amino acids. Gene Ontology annotation, cellular component: mitochondrion. NCBI's taxonomy places the organism in Eukaryota, Fungi, Ascomycota, Dothideomycetes.
AUGACCGUAGCCCUCCGCUCUCCGUCAAAAGUCGCCAACAUCGUCUCCGUGGAUAACGCGCCCGUCGACGCGGCCCUCAAAAGCGACUUCGCCAAAUACGUGCAGGGCAUGCGAAAGGUCGAGGACGCGAAGGUCAAAAGGCAGAGCGACGCAGAUGCCAUACUCAAGGACUACGCGGAGGAACUCCCCGUCCGCCAAUUCCUCCUCACAAACCUCGUCCGCUCCGAAGACGGCACGCACCAAAAAUGGCGCAUACCGAUCAAGUACCUGGCAGCGGCGUUGGACAACAUGGCGGACUUCCCGUUCAAGGAUCCGGACGGUGUGCGCUUCAACAAGCCGGCGCUGUUUGUAAGGGGCACGAAGAGUCAUUAUGUCUCGGAUGAGACGCUACCGAUUAUCGGGAGGUUCUUUCCGCGGUUUGAGCUUGUGGAUGUCGAGGCGGGGCAUUGGGUCAUUUCGGAGAACCCGGAGGCGUUUAGGCAAGGUGGGUUUUAUCCGCAUGCUUUUUAG